Molecule: messenger RNA, 2943 nt
Organism: Vavraia culicis subsp. floridensis
Lineage: Eukaryota; Fungi; Microsporidia; Pleistophoridae
Product: AAA family ATPase, CDC48 subfamily
Exons: 1
Coding region: 1-2388 (795 amino acids)
Biological process (GO): autophagosome maturation; retrograde protein transport, ER to cytosol; mitotic spindle disassembly
Cellular component (GO): nucleus; cytosol; VCP-NPL4-UFD1 AAA ATPase complex
Molecular function (GO): ATP hydrolysis activity; polyubiquitin modification-dependent protein binding; ATP binding
Source: RefSeq, a predicted model, not a curated record
AUGUCAGAAAAGAAAAAAGACGGGGAUUACAUUUCAGCCAUACUGGAGAAUGUCACAGGCAAUAGCUGUCUCGUGCUUGACCCACCACACGACACAACGCUGGAAAUAAACGAGCUAGGUAUGUCAAAAGAAAUGGCGAACUGUCACAGGGUGCGAGACAAGGGCCACAUCAUCGUCAGGGGAAAGCGAAGACGGGAGUGCAUCUUUACUGUGCGUGUUUUUAACUCGAAGGUGGAAAAGACGAUCUAUCUCAGCAAGCAUGCGCGUAACAACUUGCGGGUGAGGAUUCAAGAUGUCGUUAAACUGUACCCCUGUUCGUCGCUGACCAGGGUAAACCAUGCCUUGAUAAAGCCUAUUUCAGAUACCAAGAAAAAUUUUUCGGAUAAGGCUAUUUUUGACACCUUUAUAAAACCGUACUUUGAAAAGCCGCUCGUACCUAUCAGUAAGGGAGACAUAAUCCCAGUAACGUGUGGAAUGGUGACCGUAGAUUUUAAGGUGCUCGAGCUCUCGAGCCAGGAUGGUACAAACGAUUUGAAGUACGGGCUGAUCACGGUGGAAACCAGGAUAUCAUCUGAGGGAGACGUGGACAGAGAGGCAGCCGAGGCCGACUUUAAGAGCAUAGGCUACGAUGAUGUGGGUGGCUGCAGAAGGCAAAUGGCACAGGUAAGAGAGCUCAUUGAGUUACCGCUGCGUCACCCGUCCUUGUACACAAGCCUGGGAAUCAACCCGCCACGAGGUAUUCUUCUUUUCGGUCCUCCAGGUACUGGAAAAACGCUGAUAGCACGUGCUAUUGCCAAUGAAACCGGUGCGUUUCUGUAUGUGGUGAACGGACCGGAGAUCAUGAGUAAGAUGUCCGGUGAAAGCGAGAGUAAUUUACGUAAUGUGUUCAAAGAGGCUGAGAAGAAUGCUCCUUCAAUCAUUUUCAUCGAUGAGAUCGAUUCAAUAGCGCCCAAGAGAGAGAAGAGCCACGGCGAGGUGGAAAGACGCAUUGUAUCGCAGUUGCUUACGCUCAUGGAUGGAAUCAAGAAGGCGACAAAUGUCAUUGUUCUGGGAGCAACCAACAGGCCGAACAGUAUUGAUCCUGCGCUGAGACGGUACGGCCGGUUUGGAAGGGAAAUUGAGAUUGGUAUUCCUGACAAGAUAGGCCGAUUGGAAAUCCUUCGCAUUCAUACUCGUAAUAUGAGCCUGGCAGAGGAUGUAGACCUGGAAAAGGUCGCAAAUGAGACACACGGUUUUGUAGGUUCCGACAUUGCAUCCCUAUGUUCAGAGGCGGCAAUGCAGCAGAUAAGGCGAAAGAUGCCAAAAAUUGAUAUUGAGUCGGAUAAAGUCGAUGCUGAGAUUCUGUCGUCGCUGAAGGUAACAACGGAAGACUUUACGUAUGCUGUUGAUAACACAGAUCCUAGCUCGUUGCGCGAGACGGUCGUUGAAACGCCCAAUAUCCAAUGGGAAGAUAUCGGUGGUUUGCAGGCGGUUAAGGAUGAACUAAGGGAAACUGUAUCGUAUCCGAUAAAAUUCUCUGAGAAAUACGUGCAGUUGGGAAUGGCGCCAUCUCGUGGUAUCCUGUUCUAUGGACCACCCGGAUGUGGUAAGACAUUGCUCGCCAAGGCAGUGGCAAGUGAAUGCUCGGCCAAUUUCAUAUCGGUGAAGGGACCCGAGUUGCUGAACAUGUGGGUGGGUGAGAGCGAAGCAAAUGUAAGGGACAUCUUUGAUAAGGCGCGUAGCUCAGCACCAUGUGUGAUCUUCUUUGAUGAGCUGGACAGUAUAGCAAAGAGCAGGAGCAGCGGAUCAUCGGAUGCCGGCGUGACAGACAGAGUUUUGAAUCAAAUGCUCACCGAGAUGGAUGGCAUCUCCGCGAAGAAGAAUGUAUUCGUGAUAGGUGCGACAAAUCGACCAGAUCAGCUGGAUACCGCCCUUUUGAGACCGGGAAGACUUGAUCAGCUUAUUUUCAUACCUUUGCCUGAUCAGGAUAGCCGAAAUUCCAUCUUUAAGGCUACGUGUAGGAAGACCCCUCUUAACAGAGACGUGAACCUGAAAGCCGUUGCGGAGAUGACCAAAGGAUGUUCUGGUGCAGAUAUUGCAGAAAUCGUGCAGAGGGCACGUAAGUUUGCGCUCAAGGAGAGCAUACAGAGGGACAUGGACAAAAUGAAAAACAUUCGCAAAAAGAAUGGUGAUGUGGAUGAGGAAGACAUCGAACUUGAGAGCGAGCCACUCUUCGUUAGUUUGAGACAUUUCCAGGAGUCGUUAAAGAAUACACGCAGGAGUGUCACUCAGAAGGACAUGGAAAGAUACGAAUCGUUUGCAAGGAGUAUGAACAUAAAUCUCAACUUGAGCAACAACGAACGGCAGGAAAGGCCCGAGAACAACAACGUGGAGGAUUUAUAUAAUUAAACUGCCAAGUACCGCCUUUAUUUAUGAUGUUGAUCUGUUUGUGCGUAUCCUUUUAUGUUAUUUGCUAAUGAUUGGACAUGAUGUUGUUCUUCAGGCUCUACUUGUGCAAAUGUUUGGAAUAAAAGUAAACUUAGCAUGUCCCUUCUUCCCACAUAACAUGAUCUACGCAAUUGCCCUUCACUAUCAAACAAAAAGGUAAAUUUACCCAAUUUUGUAGACGAAGUAACACAAUCAACUGCUUUUACGGUUUAAAUAAGUGUGAUCCACAUUUCUACACGUAUCGCACAGAGUGGUAGGGAAUAACUCACGUUCGACCCGUGCCCGUUACAAAGAGCAUUCUACAACCAAUUGGACCAAAGAAUCGCUUUAAUUACGUGAAAUACAUCAAAACACUCUUUUUCUUGGCCAUAACCUCCUGUAUGCCAUCAAUCAUGUCGUUCUGCGUAAUUUCCUUGUGAUCCUUUCGCAGUGCUGCCAUUCCUGCCUCAACGCAUACCGCUUUACACUGUGCACCAUUAAAACCUUCUGUGCUGCGUGCCAGCUCAUCAAAAUUUA